GUGGGAGUUAAAUGAGAGUAUUGGGAACGCCCCCUUCCUCCAUUUCUACUCAAAGGCAUCGGUGGGAGCAGCUGAGGAGCAUCAAAAAGGAGAAGGAGAGACACAAUUGGCCGACAGCGGAAACCCACGCCAGGCAGUUGAACAACUGUGAUAGUCGCACAGUUUUUAGGAGACCACUUGCUCCCUCGGCAUCGAUGGCCUCCGCGGCUCCGUUCAGCCGCAGACCGUGGGCGUCGCAGUCCCUGCGGGUCACCGCCAAGGAGAUGUCCAUCGUCUCCACCCGGGGGAAAAACAACGCCAUUGCGGAACGCUUCUCCAAGUACCAGAUGGCAGCAGAGGAGGGAAAUGCAGAGAAGAAGAAAGCGGUUGCAGAACCUCUUCCCUCCACGCUGCGCAGCGGGAAUCUGAGUUUUUUAAAGAAGCGCUGGGAACAGCAGCAGCAGCAGCUGUCCAGCCACAGACCCCAAACUCAGGCCUUCAUCCCGGCCGACCCUCAGAGCCCCGUUGGCCAACCAGCGGGUCCCACACCCACCCACAACCAGACCUCCAAAACCACCUCGGUCACACCAGACCAGGAUCCAGAGCCGGAGACGCUGCUUCAUCCGCAGACCAGUGAGACGAGCACCAGCCGGCUGCUCUCUGCUCAACGCGAGGAUCCGACCAACAUGGAGAAGCCGAGCAGAGGAUCAGAGGGGCAGGACGGAGCGACGGCCGCUGAACUAUCCGACUGUGAAAAGCCCAGCGUCCCCCUCAACAGCCUCAAGAUGAUGUUCGAGAAGGGCGAGAACCUGACCGACCGGGUUCCGAAAGAGCAAACGACUAGAGGAAACUGUGGUAAUACUGCCAACAUGGACCAGUCACAAGCAGAUGGAAGUCUCGCAGAAUCGACUCCCCUCCGGGACAGAAUGGCCCUCUACCAAGCUGCCAUCUCCAAACAGGAAGUCCCUCCCACCUCAGUCACUAGUGAUCAGCUGGACGGUUUCUGUGGGAAGCAGAAGGAAAACGUUCCUCCGUUCACUCUGGACCUGAGUACGGACUUUGAACCAAACAGCAGGAAAGGUUUUACCCCAGAGAGCAACGGCUCCACUACCGGUACUCCCGUAUCCUCCAAGACCCCCAAAAGCUUCUGUCUGCCUGUGCGGGAGACCUGUGUGGCCUGUCUGAAGACCGUCUAUCCUCUGGAGAGGCUGGUGGCCAAUCAGCACGUUUACCACAGCUCCUGUUUCCGCUGCUCGCACUGCAACACCAAGCUGAGUCUGGUGAACUACGCCUCCCUGCACAACAACGUCUACUGCAAGCCGCACUUCUGCCAGCUCUUCAAGGCCAAAGGCAACUACGACGAGGGCUUCGGCCACCGACCCCACAAAGAGCUGUGGGAGGGCAAAGCGGACGGCGGUGAGUCCUCGCCGCCGUCCAACGCGCACGCCAAGCCAAUGAUGCAGAGCUCGCCGUCGGCCCCGGACCUGCACAGCCCCAGUGUGGAGGACUCCCCCCUGGCUAAGGUCAACGUGCUGAUGGCCACCAUGGAGGCGCUGGGACAAGGAUCGCCAGAGAAGUCCGACAAGCCCAGUGAGGCGCGCAGGCUGAAGAUCUCCUGGCCACCGCGAACAGAGGUGCAGGACGCGGGUGGCGCCGUGGCGUCCGCCGAGGAGGGGUCCCCCGGCAAGCCCAUCAAAGCCAAGUGGCCCCCGGAGGAGGACUCUCCCUCCUCUCCGCCGGAACAGUCCAGAGAGACGCCCUGCCUGCGCCGGACCUCCUCCCUGAAGGAGCGCAGCAUGCCCUUCACACUAGCGGGGCAGGCUGCCGCCGCCGAGGCCGGCAAACCGAGCCCACCGUCGCCUGCCGUAGACGACGGGCCGCUCAGUCCCGAACCCUCCAGCAUGGAGCUGCAGCACGGCGGCUAUUCCCCGAGCAGCCUGACGCCCACUGAGGACAGCGUGGCCGUCCAUGCCAGCUCUGGGGGGGAAGAAGAAGAGGAGGAGGUGGAGGAGGAGGAAGAAGAAGAGGGGGGGAAGGGGGAAGAGGGUGAGAUGGAAGAGGGUGAGAUUAACACUGACAACAUGCCAGACCAUCUCACCAACGUGGUUGAAAACUCCCUGGAUGAACAACCUGAGAAGGAGUAUAAUGAGAGGAUGGAGGAGGAGGAGGAGGAAGACGACGACGACGACGACGAUGCCGUCUUGGAGGAAGAGAUGCUGCCUCUGAAACGGGAGGAGACACCAACGGACCUCUCGUCUCCUGAAGGUGAGGUGGAGGCCGGCCGGUCUCCUCAGGAUGUGGGGUUCUGGGACAGCGAGGAAGUGGCGGAGCAGCAGGAGGUGCUGACUGUGGAGGAUAUGAUCAAACGAAACCGAUACUACGAGGAGGAGGAAGAGGAUGUCUAGACUGAUCAACAACAUUACAACCAUGGACACUAGGAGGACUUCUCGCCACUCCUCCCUGUUUUUUUUUAGAUGUUCUUCUUCUCUUCUCUGUAGAGUUGCUGCAGUGUCUGGUGUGACCUCUUAUUGUGCCUCUUUUGAACACUUUCUGAAAUAGUUUUUACGAGACUGUCGAUCUGACAUUUUUUUAAAUGUGCAAAAUUUAAAAUGCUAAUGUAAAGAAUAUCUUUAGCACACAUGUCUAAAUGUUAUGACACAAUUAUUUUUGUGAUUUUUCUAGUUCCAUUGUAUGCCUCCUAUCAAUUGAAACCUCAGUCUUAUUCCAAGAUGUCGGGCUGUGCAGGCAAUGUUCAUUCUUAAUGGAGUCAUUUUUUAAAUAUUAAAGAUGUACUACCUUUUUUUUUUUUUUUUUUAGAAAAGUAAGCCCAGCACUGAGCCAUUACUGUAUUUGCAAGAUAAUGUGCUUGAUCAGUGUUUGAGUAAACAUCUAAUCUUUCUCUUUUCAGUUGACAUUCUAUUUGUAAAUGUAAAAAAAAAAAACCUUUCAAGAGUUACAACUGGAUUUAAUGAAUAUUGUAGUUUUUUUUUUUUAAACCAUGGACCAAAUAUCCUAAAUUACUGUUUAAAUAAAUUGUUAUA
This is a messenger RNA of Gasterosteus aculeatus aculeatus (three-spined stickleback), 3020 nucleotides long. RefSeq names its product LIM domain and actin binding 1a (gene lima1a). Lineage: Eukaryota; Metazoa; Chordata; Actinopteri; Perciformes; Gasterosteidae. The record is from RefSeq and is a predicted model, not a curated record.